AUGAGUGGCCUGGAAGACCACAGUACAACCAGCGACGAUGUCCGACGGCAACUUUCCCAGUUACAGAAGAGCCAUGCAAAGCUAGAAAAGAGAUAUCAGAAGCUUCAAGAGAUUGGCGUGAAGCAAGCCGAGCACAACUUUGAACAACUCAAGGCGCAAGCCGAGGAGAAUACUCGAGUGGCCAACGAAUUGAUUGCGCAGCUCAAGGAAGAGGUGGCCGAGCAAUCCAAGUCCAUCCAGCGAGCAGAGCAGCUGCAGUCGCGGCUAGACCAGAGCGAGACUGAGGUGGAGGAUUUGCGCGCCCAGCUGUCGGCCGCCAACCAGUCUCUGGCGCACGCCCGAUCCGAGACGAAGAAUCUAUACACAAGACUGGCAGCGGCUAGACAAGGCGGCGAAACGAGCAGCAAAGGACCGACGACGGGGAACCGGGCGGCCCAAAGCGAACAGGAAAGCAAGCGGGUCGCGCAGGUCAGAGAAGACUUGUAUGCAGACUUGACGGGUCUCAUCGUCAGGGAUGUGCGCCGUGUUGACAAGGAGGAUGUCUUUGAUUGCAUCCAGACUGGACGCAACGGGACUCUUCAUUUCAAGCUUGCGCUAGAAGACAUGGAAGCAGCCGAAAGCUACGAGGAGUUGCAGUUCACAUACCGCCCGCAGCUGGACGACGACCGCGACAGCGAUCUGAUCGAAGUCCUCCCCGACUACCUCACUGAAGAAAUUACGUUUCCUCGGCAUCAGGCAUCCAAGUUUUAUGCCAGAGUAAUAAAGGCGCUGACGGAACGCGUAGAUAAGGAUUGA
Messenger RNA from Trichoderma citrinoviride, 795 nucleotides. RefSeq lists its product as hypothetical. Gene Ontology annotation, biological process: attachment of mitotic spindle microtubules to kinetochore; homologous chromosome segregation; meiotic sister chromatid segregation. The transcript is spliced from 3 exons. Gene Ontology annotation, cellular component: nucleolus; chromosome, centromeric core domain; monopolin complex. The record is from RefSeq and is a predicted model, not a curated record. Gene Ontology annotation, molecular function: protein binding; microtubule site clamp. Bases 1 to 795 code for a protein of 264 amino acids. NCBI's taxonomy places the organism in Eukaryota, Fungi, Ascomycota, Sordariomycetes, Hypocreales, Hypocreaceae.